Molecule: messenger RNA, 2546 nt
Organism: Amphiprion ocellaris (clown anemonefish)
Lineage: Eukaryota; Metazoa; Chordata; Actinopteri; Pomacentridae
Gene: pparaa
Product: peroxisome proliferator-activated receptor alpha a
Exons: 8
Coding region: 207-1655 (482 amino acids)
Biological process (GO): hormone-mediated signaling pathway; positive regulation of transcription by RNA polymerase II; regulation of lipid metabolic process
Cellular component (GO): nucleus
Molecular function (GO): nuclear receptor activity; zinc ion binding; RNA polymerase II cis-regulatory region sequence-specific DNA binding
Source: RefSeq, a predicted model, not a curated record
CGUUGGAUGAGGAUGAACGUCGGCGUGUGACAGCGGGGAGGGAGGCGACGCUUCGGGGCCGAGCAGAGCUGAUCGGGAACCGCGUCGGAGCGUCCCGGGACCAAAACACGUCCCACGAUCCGCGAUCAGACAGCGACCGUCCCGGAAACAUGACCUGGAAAUACUCCGGAUAGCAGCCCGAGAUCGCUGAGUGACGGGUUUUUACCAUGACCUCCACCAUGGCGGGGGACCUGUACAGCCCUCCAUCCCCACUGGGAGACUCUCUCCUGGGCAGCCCGCUGUGUGGAGACCUGAUGGAGGAUCUUCGAGUCAUUUCCCAGUCGAUGGGAGACGACACGCUGGGGUUCGAUUUCCCAGAGUACCAGAGCAUCAAUUCAGAGUCCAACAGCUCCAUCGCACUGGACACCUUGACUCCCGCCUCCAGUCCGUCGUCGGGGGUUUGUGGAGCAGCUCCGGACCCAGACAAGAGCUUCAGCCCCCUCAACCUCGAGUGCAAGGUCUGCUCGGAUAAAGCUUCCGGCUUCCACUACGGGGUUCAUGCAUGCGAGGGCUGCAAGGGUUUCUUUCGGAGGACCAUCAGGCUGAAGCUGGAGUAUGACAAGUGUGAACGCAGCUGCAAAAUCCAAAAGAAGAACCGUAACAAGUGCCAGUACUGCAGAUUCCGCAAGUGCCUGUCUGUGGGAAUGUCCCACAAUGCCAUCCGGUUCGGUCGGAUGCCCCAGGCGGCAAAGCUGAAGCUCAAAGAAGAACGCAAGAAAGUGGAGAGAGAUGUGGAAAGCCCCAUGAAGCCCGACCACAAGAUUCUGGUCAGACAGAUCCAGGAAGCCUACAUGAAGAACUUCAGCAUGAACAAGGCGAAAGCACGACUCAUACUCACUGGAAAAACCAGCAAGCCACAGCCUUUAAUCAUUCACGACAUGGAGACGUUCCAGCUGGCCGAGAGGACGUUAGAGGUCCACACGGUUAGCGAUGAGUAUCCGGAGUCCGAGAGCAGCCUUCGAGCCGGACAGGUGAUUCCAAUGGAGGUGUGUGGGGAGCUCCAGCAGACGGAGGCCGAAGCCAGACUCUUCUACUGCUGCCAGAGCACCUCGGUGAAGACGGUAACAGAGCUAACGGAGUUUGCCAAGGCUGUGCCGGGUUUCCAGAACCUGGAUUUGAAUGAUCAGGUGACUCUCUUGAAGUACGGCGUUUACGAAGCCUUCUUCACCCUCCUGGCCUCCUGCAUGAACAAAGAUGGCAUCUUGGUGGCUCGUGGCGGCGGCUUCAUCACCCGCGAGUUUCUCAAGAGCCUCCGGCGGCCAUUUAGCGACAUGAUGGAGCCCAAGUUCCAGUUUGCAACCCGCUUCAACUCUCUGGAGCUGGACGACAGUGACCUGGCCCUCUUUGUGGCUGCUAUUAUCUGCUGUGGAGACCGUCCAGGCCUGGUGGACGUACCUCUGGUGGAUCAGCUGCAAGACAGCAUCGUUCAGGCGCUCCGACUCCACCUGGUGGCCAACCACCCAGACAACACCUUCCUCUUCCCCAGACUGCUGCAGAAGCUGGCUGACCUCCGGGAGCUGGUCACGGAGCAUGCUCAGUUUGUGCAGGAUAUCAAAACGACGGAAGACACGUCGCUGCACCCGCUGCUGCAAGAAAUAUACAGAGACAUGUACUGAAAAGUUAGCAAGCGGACAUAUAUCAUAACUUUAUACCCAAAAGUGGGUAUAUAACAUUAACUGAGACCAUUAUGCUCAUUAAUAUACUGGAUGCAAACUGCUGUGAUCAUGAAAACUCAAUACUACUGGCGCAAAACUAAUAUGUGUAGGGGGAAAGGCAGCUGGAAAACAACCAUAGAUGUGCAGAGAUGUUCUUUAAAACCACCCAAAUGCAUAUAAGUAGGUUGUGCAAAGCUGCAUAGAAGUCAUUCAUGCACUGAAACUCUAAGCUAAUUAUGCCUGUGACCAUUAAUGCCUUUGGAUGUAGUUAAUGCCAUUUUCAUGUCCUUUUAUUGUGCAUUUGUGCCUUAUUGAAAUCAAACAGCUGCAUCAACAACAUAACAGAUCCUCAGCCGUACUUCUUUUGUAAGGAACCGCCUUUUGAAAAUACUGUAAUUCCAUGUAUUUAUACUAAUCCUGUGUCAUACCACACAACAUGCCAGCUCACUUUUUUCAGGAUUUCCAGUGUUCCAGAGUACAGUAUGUUUUGUACAAAUCCUGCCAUUGUGAUUUUAUUCUUUAUUUUUUUCCUUUGGGCCAGUAUUGAAUAUUUUCACAAUAAGCACAAUAAUCUGUUGAACUGGUUUAUGUUGUGUUUUGUAAAUAUAACAAGAAUGUAGUGACCCCGGUGAAAGGGACAUUUGUGUGUCUGCAGACAGCAAAAAAAAAAGAGAAAAAAAGGCCUCAAAAGGAGGAGCUGAUACUUUCUGAGCCUAGAAAUCCAAAUGAGACAGUUUAUAUUUUUUAUCAUGUACAGUAUACUAGAUUUAGUAAAAAUGUCUUUGCUGUUUCAAUGAAAGGAAUUGUUUUUUGUGGUAGCCUGGAAUAAACUAAUAUGUUUAAGUUUUUUAA